AUGAUGUUGACAUCCUUUAAUAAAACAAUUAAUGAUUUGAAUAAUGCUUGCCUUCAAAUUCUUGCUGGUCAAUCCGUACAAACUGAAAUGUGUACAGAACUAAAGAAUAUGGAAACUCAAAGACAAGAAGCAUUCCAAGAAUUCGACAAUAGCUUACAAGAUGGUCCACAGAAAACAUUAGUCGACCAAUUUAACCAAGGAGUAAUCAAAAAUAAUGAUAUGACAUUUGGGGAUAAAUGCACAAAAUUCUUUGAACUUUUGUCACAUCUAGACGAACCUACUAAAGCCUUACUUAUUAAGAAUAUGGCUAGCAAAUAUCAGGGACAUGGUAAUUUCAUAAGAAAUUUUCUGAAAAAUUUUUUUGAAGGAGGAACGCCUACAUAUGGUGGUUCUAAUGGAAUGAGUGGAGGUAUGCCUGGAAGUAUGUCUGGAGGUAUGUCUGGAAGUAUGUCUGGAGGUAUGCCUGGAAGUAUGUCUGGAGGUAUGCCUGGAAGUAUGUCUGGAACUCCAGGGGCAGGAGUCUUUAGUGGAGCUAUGGCACCAUCGAGUACUGGGGGUGCUGCAACAACAAGUGGUGGCAGCGUUAAUCCUUGCAGUAUAAUUGAAAAUUUUAUGGCAAAAACAGCCGCGUAUGUUGAGAGUCACCAAACAACUGGCCCUCCAUCGAGUUAAACAGGAAGUUGGAAAGAUGAAAUUUUGUUGAUAAUAAUGAUGAAAGAUAUACUGAUAUGCAUAAUUAAAAUGUGUGAAAUAAAAUAGUAGAGAAAAAUGUUGUAAAAACG
Messenger RNA from Meloidogyne enterolobii, 782 nucleotides. The record is from the annotation of a GenBank genome assembly. NCBI's taxonomy places the organism in Eukaryota, Metazoa, Nematoda, Chromadorea, Rhabditida, Meloidogynidae.